UUUUGGUCAAAAAGUUCAACAAGCCAUCUGAAGGACCAAUCUUUUCUUAUUUCUUCAGCCUCCCAUGCCAAAAACCCAAAUCUUUCCACACCAAAUAAAUCAACCCAGUUUCCAAAAUUCCCAAAACUCAGUUGAAUUCAAAUGAAUCCCUUGCUUCUGUAAAAUGGCCGACAUCAUUCCAGCUUCAGUCCCUGUUGAUCCCACGAGUUCACAAAUCCCGGUCGAUCUCUUUGUCUCCAAGAAGCAUCCCGGCGUUCCAGUUGGCGAAUUGGGUUUCCUCGAUUCCUCCGGCAGCACCGUUUACAAAGUCACCCAUCAAUCUCUGAAGACCACUUCUCACAAGCGCGUGUUGCUUGACGCCGCCGGAAAUCCUCUGUUUUCUUUGCGCCGUAAAGAUCAUGGGUGCUGGGAAGGAUACAAAGGGGGUGAUAGUGAAGAGAAAGACUUGAAAUUUAGAGUGAAUAGAACGAAAAAUAAGCUUACCAGAACCGAGUUGGAAGUGUUUCUUGCUGGUGAGGACUCAGCAGAUUCAGCCUGUGAUUUCAAAGUGAAGGGCUUUCCUUUCCAGAGAUCUUGCACCAUCUACAGAGGCAAUGAGAUAGUUGCUGAGACGAGUCUUAUGUACAAAUUGCACCAGCUUAUGCCAAAGAGGGGAAAAUUUCGACUGACCAUAUUUCCUGGACCUGUGGAUCAUGCUUUGGUAGCAGCCUUGAUUGUAAUAUUUCUCGAUUGAUCCCGGAUUAAAGAAGACCUGGCAUUGAACGUUUUCAAAAUUCUCAAUGCUACAAUACAACCUAGCAGGGGCAGAAUCAACGAGACGCGAAGACAUGAAGUAGUUAAAGCCCCCGAUACUUAUAAACAGACUGAUUGGUCAGUAGGUCAUGAUCUCUGGAACCAUUUUUCCCGUUCAAGAGUUGGAUUACAUUUCGUUGUCAGCUAUUAGGCGCAAUAUGGUGUACUUCAGCAUCACUUUUUAAAGAUCUAUGAUCAAGUAGCAUAGGUUUUGCUGUUCUUUUAAAGAAAUUGUGGUCUUCACUGCAAAUUCUAUGAUUUUACCGCUGCAAAUUCUAUGAUUUUUUGAAGUUUGCAAAGGUUUGAAACUGGCUAGGAUUUUCCAGUUACUUGUCUUAGGUAUGAACUUACAUGUUUCAAGUCGAGUAGUGCAGCAGUGGCAGUAGCUGCAACCUCUCAACCUUCUCUUACGAUUUCUUUUUAUUCCUACUCAAAUUCUUUCUUUCA
Malus domestica (apple) is the source of this 1239-nucleotide messenger RNA. RefSeq names its product protein LURP-one-related 7-like. Lineage: Eukaryota; Viridiplantae; Streptophyta; Magnoliopsida; Rosales; Rosaceae. The record is from RefSeq and is a predicted model, not a curated record.